Molecule: messenger RNA, 6322 nt
Organism: Oenanthe melanoleuca
Lineage: Eukaryota; Metazoa; Chordata; Aves; Passeriformes; Muscicapidae
Gene: FBXL17
Product: F-box and leucine rich repeat protein 17
Exons: 9
Coding region: 89-1933 (614 amino acids)
Biological process (GO): SCF-dependent proteasomal ubiquitin-dependent protein catabolic process
Cellular component (GO): SCF ubiquitin ligase complex
Molecular function (GO): protein binding
Source: RefSeq, a predicted model, not a curated record
GCCCCGGCCCGCCGGCAGCAUGUCAGCUCCCGGCGCCGCCUCCCGCAGGUAACACCCGCCCUUCCGCUGCCGCCGCUUCCCCUCCUAUAUGGGCCACCUGCUCUCGAAGGAGGCAAGGAGCCUGAGCCGGGACCGCCGCCGCCCGCGGGGGAAGGUGCCGCCGCCGCGCAGCCGGAGCUGCUUCCUGCGCGGGCCCUGCAUGCUCUGCUUCAUCGUGCACGGCGCCAGCCCGCCCGCCCCGGAGCAGCCGCUGCCCGCCGGGGAACCGCUGCUGCUGCCGCCGCCGCCGCCCUACGUGUCGCUGACCGCCGCCGAGCAGCGCGUCGCCCGCCGCCUCCUGCGCCUGGCGCCCGCCGCCUGGGAACCUCCGGGCCGCUGCCAGCGCCUCUUCCUCUCCGGCCUGCUGCCCUCCCCGGUGCGGGGCCUCCUGGGGCCGCCCGGCGAGGUCUCCUCCGAGAUGGUGUGCAAGCGCAAGGGGGCCGGGCUGCCCGCCUGCCCGCCCUGCAAGCAGCCGCGCUGCGCCGCCGCCGAGCCCGAGCCCGGCGCCUGCCAGUGCCCGGCGGAGCCGCAGCUGCUCGCCCUGCCCGGCGCCGCGGGGGAGAGCGGCGGGGGCACCGCCGGGCACAGCGGCGGGGGCCAGCCCGCCUCGCCGCCGCCUCCCGCGCCGCAGGACGAGAAGGAACAGGGCCGCGAGGAGAAGAAGGAGCGGGGCGGCGAGGCGGGCUGCGAGGAGCCCCUGGAGUACCCCGGCGACGGCUGCCGGGACCUGCCGCCGCCGCCCGCCCCGGACAUCAAUCAGCUGCCACCUUCGAUCCUUCUCAAGAUAUUUUCCAACUUGUCUCUGAAUGAGCGUUGCCUCUCAGUGUCAUUAGUCUGUAAAUAUUGGCGUGACCUCUGUUUAGAUUUUCAGUUUUGGAAGCAACUGGAUCUCAGUAGUCGUCAGCAGGUCACUGAUGAGCUGUUGGAAAAAAUAGCAUCAAGAAGCCAGAAUAUUACUGAAAUCAAUAUUUCUGAUUGUCGUAAUGUAUCUGAUACAGGAGUAUGCAUAUUAGCAAUUAAAUGUCCUGGGCUCCUAAGGUAUACUGCCUACAGAUGUAAACAGCUUUCUGACACCUCUAUUAUUGCAGUUGCCUCUCAGUGUCCUCUUCUACAGAAAGUGCAUGUGGGCAAUCAAGACAGACUCACUGAUGAAGGCCUGAAGCAGCUCGGUUCAAAAUGCAGGGAAUUGAAAGACAUACAUUUUGGGCAAUGUUACAAGAUCUCAGAUGAAGGAAUGAUCAUUAUUGCUAAAGGCUGUCUGAAGCUGCAAAGAAUAUAUAUGCAAGAAAACAAAUUAGUGACAGAUCAGUCGGUGAAAGCUUUUGCUGAACAUUGCCCUGAGCUGCAGUAUGUUGGUUUCAUGGGUUGCUCUGUUACUUCAAAAGGAGUCAUUCACCUUACCAAUCUAAGAAAUCUUUCAAGCUUGGAUCUACGUCAUAUCACAGAACUGGACAAUGAAACCGUGAUGGAAAUAGUAAAGAGAUGCAAAAACCUUAAUUCUCUCAAUCUGUGUCUGAACUGGAUCAUUAAUGACAGAUGUGUGGAGGUGAUUGCCAGAGAAGGACGGAACCUGAAAGAGCUGUAUUUAGUAUCCUGUAAGAUCACAGACUAUGCUCUGAUAGCCAUUGGGAGGUACAGCAUGACAAUAGAGACGGUGGAUGUUGGAUGGUGCAAAGAGAUCACAGAUCGUGGAGCCACCCAGAUUGCUCAGCGCAGCAAAUCCCUCAGAUACUUGGGACUGAUGAGAUGUGAUCAGGUGAAUGAGGCCACAGUGGAGCAGCUGGUGCAGCAAUAUCCACAUAUAACCUUCAGCACUGUGCUGCAAGAUUGCAAGAGAACGCUGGAGCGGGCUUAUCAAAUGGGCUGGACACCCAAUAUGUCUUCUGGCUCCUAACCUUCUGUACCAACAUGUUCCACUCUGCUGCAUUCAGUAGAUCUAAUGGGGAUUGAAGGGUUUAUAACCUUUCAUAUGAUGCAAUAUAGUUGUGAGUUUACAGAGGUUACAGUAAAAUGGCAAAAGCUGUACACUGACUUUAACGUACUGUGCAACUAAGUACAAAUAUUGAAGCAAAACUUUAGAAAUGCAUUGUGGUUUUGUUUGCAUAAAAGAUAUAAAAGCCUUUGGCAAAUUUCUUGAAGUGGGUUCCUACUAGUUCUCUGGAUAGUUGAGUUAUAGAUGUUAAGCUUGUUUUCCUCUGUUUACUUUGCCAUGGUCAUGUGUGUUUCCUUUGAUCUGUAAAUGGUAACUCAGUGCAGCUGAUCAACAGAGUCCUGUAUUUAAACUGGGAACUAACUUGUUGCUUUUUAUUUACUAAAGUGUUUAUGAUACAGAGUAAUAAGAAAAUCUACAGUGAUUUACCAUUUUCUCAUCUUUUAUUUCUUUAAAUAUAAGAAGCUGUAGUUAUAUUAAAAAUCUUUCCACCUUGAAAUUUUAAUAAUGAGUAACAGUGCUUACCAGCUGUACUUCAUGAAGACAAAGAAUAACUCAAUACACCAACUAUCAGAAAUAAGUUGGUGAUGCUUAUUGUAUUUGGCUAAAAAGAUUUACUGUCUAUUGUAAAUGAACUUGUCCUCUCUGACUAUGCUGUUCUGUAGAUGAAUUGGAAAAUUCAGAUGAAUGGAAAUAUGUCAAUAACAGGAUCUCUCUCAUUUCCUGUGUGGUUUUAUUUUAGAAUGGAUUUUACAAUGCAAAUAGUACUUACCUUGAGAAGGCCACUAAACACUAUGAUGAGCUCCAUCAUAGGUGUCAGAUGCUUCUUAAUACAGUGUGUGCAAAGAAAUACCCAAAUUUAACACAUAAAAUUAUUAAUUUCCUUUGUGGGACUGUUAUGGCUUAACCCCAAGUCACAACCAAGUACCACACAGCCUUUUUGUUCACUCUCACACAUUGCAUUCUAAGGAGUUAAAUUUUAGCAGGGAAUUGUGAAAAUACAGACAUUGCAGAUUCAAUUUGGAGUUGCUUUAACUUUUAGAGUAUUACCACUUGGUGAAGAAUGUUGUCAGGUGUGUAACACUGGAUAUUUGUUUUUCAAAGGUUACAACAUUUUAAUCCAAACUAUGAAAUGCUUAAGCUUCAGCUGAAAAGUUGUCAUUAUUGUCAAAAUGUUUUGCUAAUCCAGAAGGCCUAAUGCAGCAUAACAUAGAAGCUUGUUUAGUAUGGCUGUAUAACUCUGUAAAGCUCUUUGUUGAUUUCCAUAGCAUAAUUUUUUACAACAGAAACAUCAGCUCACGUUACUUCCCGUGAGGAUGUUGAAUGUUUUAUUAUUAGACUUUUCAAAAUGGGGAUGAACUAAUUUCUGUGGAAAAAAUAUAUCGUAAAGAUUUUGUUUAAAAUAAGUGGUAAAUACUUGUGAACAUGUGUAAUGCUAUGCUGUUUAUUUACUCAAAAAUGGCAACAAUAUUUUACGAAUGAAGUCAGUGAAUUAUAUUACAGAUAUAGUACAGAAUCUUAGUCAAUUUUCUUUUAAUGUCUCUUUAUGAGUGCAUUAAAACUAUUUACACAAUUUGUAAGUUUCUAUUUUUUUGUGAAACCUUUGAUCUUGCAAUAAACUUUUGAAAUAAAGAUGUGAUGUUUUCUGUUUAUCUGUGCUGCUAACUGCACUUAGCCUGUACUAACAGAGAGUCUGAAAUCUCCAUUGUUGAAUAGAUAGAACUCACAUGAUCCUUAGUAAACUGGCCUUUAUGUGAUUGACAGAGUUUAACUGAUGACAUCCAGAGAUCUUUUUCAAUCUCAAAUGUAUUGUAACUGUACAGACUUCCUAAAUUUUAUGGGUCUCGUUGGUAAUCUCUUUUUACUUCUGUUGUUUAAGUCACUUCCAGUAGUUUUGUCUUUUACUGACUAUUCAUCUCUCAGUUUUAUGAACAUACUAAUCCAUAGAUCUCACCGUGACUAAUUAAUUUUAGUUUAUGUGGUGUAAGAACUCUAGAUGGAAAUACAUUUUUCUAAUUGCAGUGUUGACACAGAUAGUUCCUUAAUUUCCUUAUUUAAUCAGUUUCCAAAGUAGUUUUAGAGGAAUAAAUAAUAGUACACACUGGUUAAUCUUUGAUAUGUUGUGCAGGGGAAAUAUAGCCUGGUAGAAGAAAAGCUACUGCUUCUUGUGAAAAUAAAAAUUACUCCUGUUUUCUCCUAUGCAAAACUUAGACUGAACUUAAAAACUCAUAGGUAGCUUCUGGUUUCCCUAGGUCCUAAAGGCCUACUUUACUAAAAAAAAAAAUUACCUUUUUUUCCUUAAAACUCUUUGUGGGAAUCUGCUGUUAAGAUAAGGUAACCUGUGUCUCAGCACUUUUCUUACCAGAAACAUUUCAUGGAUGGGUUUGUUCAGCCUGCAGAAAGGCUCUGAAGUGUUUUAAUUAAGGGGUAGGUAGUUUUAGGAGAGAGACAGAUAAUGUUUAUUUUCAGUCAUUCACAUUUUAAUUCCAAGUGUAUUUAAGGCUUAAACUCACAUAGUUCACCUGGUGAUUAUUGCACCCGUGUCUCACCACCUGAAGGCUAUGUGGAGAGGUGUGUUCUCGUGCAAUUUGUCUCACCAGGGGGAAUGGACACUGGAUGUUCCUCGUGCAGAUUCAAAGACACUUUGUCCAGGCUCCCAGAUUAGUGGAAAAUUUAGUGAAAUGCCAAUUCCAAGAUGGCAUACCUCCUUCUUAGCAGGUGCUCUGUGUAGUACUAGGAAUAUUGUAGUAAUCUUUGAACAGGGACAUAGUGUAUUUCUCUUAAAAAUAUCAAAACUGUGUAGUUCAACCAGUUAUGCCCCAUCAGAUGGGAUAAGUAUCUUCAGGCUUACCUGUGAAUGUCCUGAUACCCCAGGUGGGAGUUUUACACCUGAACCAGUUGUGCAGGGGAGGAUGUGGCAGGGUAAAAUGUUAUCCCACUUCACAUGAUGUGCUUUUUAUCAGCCUUCUCUGUUACCUGGCUCAAAAACCCAGCUUGCUGCCAAACAAAGGUUGGUUUGUUGUGGUCAUCCUCCACUGGCUCACCCCUUCUGCACCUUGGCUGUUCUUAGACAGAUCAGAGAUUUUGCCACUACACACCUGAAAACUCUCCUCCCCCAUUUAGUUGGGGGUACAAAUCUGCCCCCAGCAAAUCCCUUGCUUUUGCCAGUGGCUGAUAGAGUCACUAACCUUUAACAUUUUGGUCUCUCACACUCCCUGGGAAAGGAUGGACAUGGACCUGUUGGAGUAAGUCCAGAGGAGGCCACCAGGAGCACCUCUGCUUUGAGGAAGGCUGAGAGAAUUAGGAUUGCUCAACCAGAAAAAAAGGAAAGCUUCAGGAUGAGGUAGAUCUGGCCUUCCAUUACCUGAAGGGAGCACACAAAAAAGAUUGAGAACUUUUUACAGGAUCAUGUAGUGACAAGUCAAGGGUAAUAGUUUCAAACUGAAGAAGAGUAGGUUUAGAUUAGAUACAAGGAAGAAAAUCUUUACUGUGAGGGCAGUGAAGCACUAGAACAGGUUGGCCAGAGCAGCUGUGAAUGCCCCAUCAAGGGGACAUCAAAGUCAAGACAGAGUUCUGAGCAACCUGGUCUCUGCCAGUGUCAGACGGAUCUUUAAGGCCUGGUCCAACCCAAGGUAUUGUUUGAUCCUGUGAAAACAAGCUGUAAUCCCUUUUAAAUGAGAAAAUGAACUCUACUAAGAACAAACAGUUGAUUUUUUUCAGCUGGGUUCCUCAAUGAACUCAAUGAUGUCCACCCAGAUUAUCAAGAUAAAUAUGGUCUUGCUGAUGCUUCAUGAAUUGUGGUGUUGACAGGAGCAAAAUCAAGAGAAGCAGCAGGUCACAUACACAAUGGUUUUAGGAAAACAGAAGCCCAAUACAAGCUUUCUUCAGGUCAUGGGAUCUUGAACAAGGAAAGGAAAAGGACUGUUACAUCUAGUAGAUAAUUAGGAUAGGAAAGGAUACAGUAUUUCUGUUGGAAGACACCUGCAGUGACCAACUAGUCCAACUGUCUGACAGCACUGACCAAGAAAGGGCAGCAUCCAAAUGUUUCUUGAACACUGACAGAUUUGGGGCAUUGAUCAUCUGCCCAGGAAGCCUGUUCCACUGUUUGACCACCCUCCUGUUAAAGAAAUGGUUCAUAACAAAAUAAUGCAUUGCAAAAGAACAAUGGUAAGAGCAUGCAUGGAAAGAAUGUGAUGAUACCUGACCUUGUAAAUGUUCAGAUUUGUAUUUUAAAGCAGGUGAGGGUUUAUAUUGCUUAUUUAUGAAACCCCAUAUUAAGAGAGUCACUUUAAAGCAGAUCCAUUUAAAGCAGAUCCAUUACAAUAAAACAUUACAAUAAAAUAUUUAAAGCAA